GAAUUUAUCUUUAGGUGAUAGUAUAUUUUAUCUAACCACCUACAAACUUUGUUCGAACGCAAUCUACAAGCAAAGGGUAUAAAAACUGGUGGUGGUUGCUACGAACCAUUUGUAACAGUGAAAUUAUACAAAUUAAAAGUUUGUUAUUGCUUUCGUUCAUUUAGAUUUUGUUCAUUCACUAAACAUAUACUAUUUUUAUAUGUGAGGCUUUUAAAAUAUUAAGUAGAGCCAAACGUGAUGAAGGAGUGUAUGAGUAACUCCUUAAUCAAUAUAACCCUCGUUAAUGGCAGGUACAAACUUUUGGAGCAUAUUGGAAGUGGAUCUUUUGGUAAGGUUUACACAAGCGUGGACCAAACUAACCUUAAAAAGGUAGCCAUUAAAAUAGACACCACAAAGUCGCACAGGCAGCUCCAUAAUGAGUGGUUGUUGUAUUGCCAUCUCUCACAGAAAAACUCAGCCUUAACCCCGGCAGUGUACUACUAUGGAACGGAAGGAGACUACAACAUUAUGGUCAUGGAUCUCUUAGGUCCAUCUCUGGAGACGCUUUUCACGAGUUGUAGUAGGAAAUUUUCACUCAAAACAACCCUCAUGUUAGCGGAUGAAAUGAUUGGACAACUAGAGUACAUUCACAGUUGUGGUAUCAUUCAUCGAGACAUGAAGCCUGAUAAUUUUUUAAUAGGAUUAGGUAAGAAAAGCCAUCACGUGUAUCUCAUCGAUUAUGGUCUCUCGAAGAUGUACUACAAAACUAUCAACCGAUCCCAUAUCGACUACAGUGAAGGCAACCAUAUGAUGGGCACCUUACGAUAUUGCAGCGUGAACACACAUCUUGGCAUCAAACAGGGCCGAAGAGACGAUUUAGAAGCGGUAGGAUACAUAUUAGUAUACUUUAUGAAAGACUCCCUUCCAUGGCAGGGCCUCCGGAAUGCAAAUCACAAUACCAUUGCGCAACAUAAAAUGUCCACAAUGGUGGAUGUGCUUUGUGAGGGGCUACCAAGUGAGUUUAUGAGCUACAUUAAUUACACUCGUGCAUUAAAAUUCAAGGAAAAUCCAAACUACACAUACCUCCGCAAUCUAUUCCGCUGGCUUUUUCGCAAGCUCGGGUACUCAAAUGAUUAUGUCUAUGACUGGGUUCUUCGACAAGCCUACGAGAAUGCCCGACGAGAGGAAUGGGAGUGUUUGAAUCAAUCACAAGACAAACAACUAGGCCAAAAAAUUAUGAGCAAAAAAAAGACAAAAAAGAACGAAGAAUUCACAUUCAUUUGUGCCUCCUCAUAA
Phytomonas sp. Hart1 is the source of this 1275-nucleotide messenger RNA. The record is from the annotation of a GenBank genome assembly. NCBI's taxonomy places the organism in Eukaryota, Euglenozoa, Kinetoplastea, Trypanosomatida, Trypanosomatidae.